CGUGUGAGGCGGCGGAGCAGCGCACGGUGUCGCUGCAGGCUCAGGAAGGGCGGGUGGGCGGCUCCGCCCCGGUGCGGCGGAGAGCCCGGCUGUGAGCGCGGGGGGGCGGCUGGGGCCGGGCAGCGGAGGCGGUGCGUGCGGGCGGCGGCGGGAUCCGUGCGGGGCCCGUGCGGGGUCGGAGUUGAGCGUGGGCGAUGGGCGAGCGUGUGUGGGGUGCGGUGUUGCGGGUGGUGGCGGUGCAGGCGGCGUGGGCGCUGUGCUCGGGGCAGGUGCGGUACUCGGUGCCGGAGGAAGCCAAGGCCGGGACGGUGGUGGGCCGUGUGGCGCAGGACCUGGGGCUGGAGGCGGGCGAGGCGGAGGCGCGGCGGCUGCGGCUGGUGUCUGCGGGCCGGCGGGCGAGCGUGGAGGUGAGCGGGGCGAGCGGGGCGCUGGUGGUGAGCUCGCGGCUGGACCGGGAGGAGCUGUGCGGCAAGAGCGCGCCGUGCGCGCUGCGGCUGGAGGUGCUGGUGGAGCGGCCGCUGCGCGUCUUCCACGUGGAGCUGGAGGUCACCGACAUCAACGACAAUGCCCCCACCUUCCCCGCCGCCCGAAAAAACCUCACCAUUGCGGAACUGAACACGCUCCCGGGUUCUCGUUUCCCGCUGGAGGGCGCGUCUGAUGCGGAUAUCGGAGUGAACGCUCAGCUCUCCUACACACUCAGCCCCAGCGAGCACUUCUCCCUGGAUUUGCAGCGGAGUGAGGAAUACCGUGAAUCCUUGUUUCUGGUGCUCACGAAACCUCUGGACCGGGAGACGAUGGCGGUGCACCGGUUGUUGCUGACGGCGAGUGACGGGGGCCGUCCGUCUCUGACGGGGACGAUGGAGCUGGUGAUCUCGGUGCUGGAUGCGAACGACAACGCGCCCCAGUUCAACCAGUCGGUGUAUAAAGUGCAGCUGCCGGAGAGCGCUGCAGAGGGGACGCUGGUGGCACGGUUGAACGCCACGGAUCCCGAUGUGGGAAGCAAUGGUGAAGUGACGUUCAGUGCAAGCAACACUUUUCCGGAAAAGGGAUUAAACCUUUUCUCUUUAAAUCCAAAGACAGGCGAGAUCCGUCUCACGGGUGCCCUGGACUAUGAAGACAUCCGUUCGUAUGAGAUACUAAUUGAAGCGACAGAUAAAGGGACACCCCCGCUGUCGGGUCACUGCAAGGUGUUGCUGGAGGUGCUGGACGUGAACGACAACGCGCCGGAGGUGCGGGUGACGUCGCUGUCGGUGCCGGUGUCGGAGGACGCGCCGCUGGGGACGGUGGUGGCCCUGCUGAGCGUGUGGGACCGGGACUCGGGGGCGAACGGUGGUGUGCGGUGCUGGGUGUGGCCGUCGGGUCCGUUCGUUCUGGAGGCGACGGUGUCGGGGUCGUACUCGCUGGUGCUGCGGGAGGCGCUGGACCGGGAGCGGGUGUCGGAGUACGAGGUGGAGGUGCGUGCGGAGGACGGCGGUUCUCCGGCGCUGGGCGCCCGCGUGGGGCUGCGUGUGCCGGUGUCGGACGUGAACGACAACGCGCCGGCGUUCGCGCAGGCGGUGUACACGGUGCUGGCGCGGGAGAACAACUUGGCGGGCGCGGAGCUGGCGCGGCUGUGGGCGCGGGACCCGGACGAGGCGGGCAACGGGCGCGUGAGCUACUCGUUGUGGGAGGGCGCGUUGGGCGGGGGGUCGGGGUGGUGGUGGUCGGGGGCGUCGGUCUCGGUGGGGGGUGUUGCGGCGUCGAGCUACGUGUCGGUGGAGGCGGAGAGCGGUGUGUUGCGGCCGCUGGACUACGAGGAGGUGCAGGUGCUGCAGUUCGAGGUGCGUGCGGUGGACGCGGGGGAGCCGGCGCUGUGCGGCAACGCGACGGUGCAGCUGUUCGUGCUGGACGAGAACGACAACGCGCCGGCGCUGCUGCCGGCGGCGGGCGGCGGGGCGGCGGCCGGGGCUUUGUCGGGGGAGGUGUCGUCGGCUGUGGAGGCGGGGACGCUGUGGGCGUGGGCGCGGUGGGGUUCUCCGUCGGGUCAGGUGGUGGCGAAGAUCCGCGCGGUGGACGCGGACUCGGGCUACAACGCGUGGCUGCGCUACGAGCUGUGGGAGCCGCGGGGCAAGAGCGCCUUGUUCCGCGUGGGGCUGUACAGCGGCGAGGUGAGCACGGCGCGGGCGCUGGAGGAGGCGGACGGGCCUUGGCAGAGGCUGGUGAUCGUGGUGCGGGACCACGGCGAGCCGGCGCGCUCGGCCACGGCGACGCUGAGCGUGUCGCUGGUGGAGGGCGGCGAGGCGGCGCUGGCGGCGGCGGCGGCGGGCUCGUCGUCGCUCUGCCGCGCUCGUUGGCGGGCGGCGAGAGCGGCUCUGGGCCGGCGGCGGCGUCGGCGGCGACGAACGUGUGGCUGGUGGUGGCGAUCUGCGGCGUGUCGAGCCUGUUCCUGCUGGCCCUGGUGCUGUACGGGGCGUCGCGCUGGGCGCCGCGGGCGGCCGUGCUGUCGGGGCCCGGGCCCACGACGCUGGUGUGCGCCAGCGAAGUGGGCAGCUGGUCGUACUCGCAGCGCCACAGCCGGAGCCUGUGCGUGGCGGACGGCGCGGCCAAGAGCGACCUGAUGGUUUUCAGCCCCAACUUCCCGGCGCCGCGGCCAAGGACACGCAGCCGGAGCCUCCCGCUCUCCUCGACACGG
This is a messenger RNA of Corapipo altera (White-ruffed manakin), 2671 nucleotides long. Its product is annotated as protocadherin alpha-2-like. Gene Ontology annotation, biological process: homophilic cell-cell adhesion. Gene Ontology annotation, cellular component: plasma membrane. The record is from RefSeq and is a predicted model, not a curated record. Lineage: Eukaryota; Metazoa; Chordata; Aves; Passeriformes; Pipridae. Gene Ontology annotation, molecular function: calcium ion binding.